UUUCAGCACACCACUGUUCUUCCCUUCAUCAUCAUCGAGAUGCGGACCACCCACCAUCGGUACCCCAGCAGGUCGUGGGGUCUGGCGGCUGUGUGCUGUUUUGGCGUGGGAUACAUCCUCUGGACGUGUUGGGUGCACCAGGUGACAGGGGUGUGGGUGUACCCGGUGCUGGAGCGCAUCACUCCGCUGGCUCGAGUCGUCUUCUUCAGCGCCAUGACCGCGGUGAUUUGUAUUUUCUACACCCUUGGAGAAAUCCUCAACAGCUACAUCUGGGACCAGCCACAGACAG
Molecule: messenger RNA, 289 nt
Organism: Plectropomus leopardus (leopard coralgrouper)
Lineage: Eukaryota; Metazoa; Chordata; Actinopteri; Perciformes; Serranidae
Source: RefSeq, a predicted model, not a curated record